AUGUCAAAUCUGUCUGCAAGGGAAUUGGGCAACGUCCUGCUUAGCAACAACAGCGAGAAGAGGACGGACAAAACACCAGCGAAAGACUUCAGCUCUGAGGGCGUGACAGAUGAUAAGGUCACCUACAUCCACUUUGACCCAGGAGAGUCUCCGCGAGACUGGCCAGAAUGGAAGAAAUGGCUUCUGCUCGUCCCAAUCUACCUCGUGGACUUGUCCGUGUCAUGGGGCGCUUCAGGAUACUCCCCAGCUCAAAUGAAAUUCGCAAAGGACCUUGGCGUAUCCUCCGAGGUGGGCACGCUUGGGCUGAGUACGUAUGUUGGUGGAUUGGCCUUGGGGCCAAUGAUACAAGCUCCUGUCUCUGAGUACUUUGGUCGGUCAGUCGUCUACAUUGGCGGGUACGGCAUCUACCUGCUCUGGAUUCUGGGCACAGCCCUGUCUCCCAAUCUCGGUGCCUUUCUUGCGUUUCGCUUCCUUGGCGGUGCCUUCUCUUCAGUCACCAUUGCCACCCUAGGCGGUACAGUGGCAGAUCUCUUUCCGCCUCGUCAGACAGGCUACGCCAUGUCCAUCUACAUUUGGGCUGCAACGUGCGGUUCUCCCAGCGGCUACUUCCUCUUUUCAUUUGUCGCCGCGACGAGGGGCUGGAGGGACGUGUUCUGGGCAAUGCUGGGUAUCAGCGGUGGGCUAUGGCUCAUCAUGACUCUCGUCAUGCUUUGGUGUGGCGAGAGUAGACAUGAUGUGCUGCUCGCCAGGAAAGUCAGCAACCAGAAGAAACGUAUAGAUUGCGAACCGGGAAUGCCAUCACACUCCGGCCGCAUCGAUGUCCCACCUGGAUACGAGCGGUCAGGCGUUCGGCAACUGCUGCAGGUCACAAUGACUCGACCCUUCCGGUUCCUGGCUACCGAACCCAUCGUCAUCUUUGCCUCUUUCUUUAAUGGCUACUUGUACGGACUUGUGUAUAUGUUCAACACUGCCAUCUCUCAGGUCUUUGAGGGCAGUCACGGAUUCGGUACAAUUUCAAUCGGUCUGGUCUUCCUAGGCUUGGUGGUCGGCAUCUCUUGUGGGCCUCUCAUCAACCUCUUCGGCGAAAGUUUCUAUCAGAAGAGAUAUAAUCAGAAGGGCCAGCCGGUCCCGGAAGCUAGAGUCAUGCUGGCAAUCUUUGCGUCCAUAGCUCAGCCUAUGGCGCUUUUCUGGUUCGCGUGGACCAGCUUCCCUUCCGUACACUUUAUCGUUCCCGUCAUUGCUUCUGCCUUGUGGGGCUGGGCGUUCUACGCGCUCAUCAUGGCCUCGUAUCAAUACGUCGUAGACUCCUACGGCACCUUCUCGGCAUCCGCUCUCGCCGGUGUCGGUCUGAUCCGCAAUUUGGCUGGCGCAGGUUUUCCGCUGUUUGCCAGACAGAUGUACAGCAAACUCGGCUACGAAUGGGCCAGCUCUCUUCUGGCAUUUCUUAGUCUGGCUCUUAUCCCGAUCACCUUUGUGCUUUGGUACAAGGGUCCUUGGCUCAGACAUCACAGCAAGUUUGCAGAGUCCAUCGACGCUAUGCAUUGGCCUGGUGGCGCAGAGGGGCGUACAGCAAACGGCGGGCAAGAUGGAGAUGAGUCCAAGGGCCUCCAGCAAGCUGUAUGA
Ceraceosorus guamensis is the source of this 1623-nucleotide messenger RNA. RefSeq names its product MFS multidrug transporter-like protein. Lineage: Eukaryota; Fungi; Basidiomycota; Exobasidiomycetes; Ceraceosorales; Ceraceosoraceae. The transcript is spliced from 7 exons. Gene Ontology annotation, molecular function: transmembrane transporter activity. The coding region runs from base 1 to 1623 and encodes 540 amino acids. The record is from RefSeq and is a predicted model, not a curated record. Gene Ontology annotation, biological process: transmembrane transport.